AUGAGUCAUACGGAAUCCCAUGUUUACAAAGCUGCGCACCACCGCAUCCUGCAAAAGAAUGAAUUUCAGGAUUUCUUACUGAAAGAAACCAAAAGACAUUUAGUCGCCCUGACAAAGUCAGACGGACCAAGUUGGCUUACAAAUUACCUGGAAAUAGAGAAAGCCAUUGUCAAAGGAAUGACCUCAAGACUUUGUGCUAUGUUACAGAUGGAUACAGAGACUGAAGAUAAAAUGCUUCAUACUCGUGCUAAAGGGACUAAGGGUUUUGAUUUUUGUGUUACCUGGCUUAGUGGCUUCCACACUAAACUCACUUCAAGUAAAAUGAUUGUGUUUGGUUUUGACCGUCCCUGCUGGGAGUUUUCUGCAGCUAUGCAAAUACCAAUGGAGUCCUUAAUUCAGGAGCUCAGUGCUGCAUAUGAUUGCUCCCUGGGAAGAAAGAGGAGAGGUGAGGAGCAGGCUCUGGGUGUUCCGGUCAACAAAAGGAAAUCACUGCUAAUGAAGCCCCGUCACUACAGCCCCAACAUGGGCUGCAAGGAAGAGAAUGAGGAAAGGAUCCAGGCUGAGGAGGACAAUCAUCUCUUGCAAACAGAUGACCACUCCAUUGCAGAAGAAAUCAUGAUAAAACCUAUGGAUGGCACUCUUUAUUCAGCUGCACAAGAAAACUCCAACAGAAAAGAAAACAAAUAUGCUAGCUACCGAGAACUCGUGGUCAAAUCUUUAAUGCACUUGGGAAAAUUAGAAAAUGAAGCAUCUAUGCAGAGUGUGAGUGAAACCUUAAAUGACAGCGGCAUCCAGUCUUUAAAAACAGAGAGUGACGAGGUAGACGACUGUUUUCUGUUUCAUUCUGAUGAUGGAAAAGACAGACUCAAGGACCCCCAGCUCCAGUACUGCUCAUCUGAUGACAGCGAAAGUAACUCAGAAAGCACAGAGAAUGGUUGGGAGAGUGGCUCCAAUUUCUCAGAAGAAUCCAAAACACGUAGAAUCUCCAAGUAUAUUUUAGUGGAUGAUAAAAAAGACUCAUUGGAAGUUCCAGAAAUAAAAGCAGAAGGUGAAAAUUUUAUCCCUUGUAAAAACAUGCCUGAUCCGGAAGUGGAAAGGAAAGACCCUCCGAAGUCUCACGUGGAACCCCUGGAUGGCCAAGCCCAGCCUCCCUUUCCAGAGCAUGAGGAAGAUCAUCAAGAGUGCCUGUCCAAUAUGAUCCAGGAGACUAGGGACCUGGAAAAAGCCCAGGGCAACUUAAAUUUGCUGGAGCAAGCUAUUGCAUUACAGGCAGAGCGCAGCCGCGUAUGCCAUAACUCUUACAAAGACCUGGAUCGGUUCCUUCUGGAGCACCUGGCUGGGGAAAGGAGGCAAGCCAAAGUUAUUGACCUGGGUGGAAGACAAAUCUAUAACAGCAAACACUCACCAAGGCCUGACAAGAGGGAGACAAAGUGCCCCAUCCCGGGGUGCGAUGGCACUGGGCAUGUGACUGGGCUCUACCCGCACCACCGCAGCCUCUCAGGCUGCCCCCACAAAGUGCGGGUCCCCCUGGAAAUUCUUGCCAUGCACGAAAAUGUCCUCAAGUGUCCCACCCCAGGCUGCACAGGACGAGGCCACGUGAACAGCAAUCGUAACACCCACCGAAGUCUUUCUGGUUGUCCAAUUGCUGCAGCUGAAAAAUUGACAAUGUCCCAGGAUAAAAAUCAGCUUGAUUCUCCCAAAAGCGGGCAGUGUCCUGACCAAGUUCACAGGGCGAGUUUAGUGAAGCAAAUUGAAUUCAACUUUCGAUCACAAGCCAUAACCUCUCCCAGAGCCACUGUUUCAAAAGAACAAGAGAAGUUUGGAAAAGUACCAUUUGAUUAUGCCAGCUUUGAUGCCCAGGUUUUUGGCAAGCGCCCCCUCCUGCAAACAGGCCAAGGACAAAAAACACCACCAUUUCCUGAAUCAAAGCAUUUUUUAAACUCAGUGAAAUUUCCAAGCCGACUGCCUAGCACAGGCGCCCACACACAGAGCCCUUGCCGUGCCAGCUCUUACAGCUACGGUCAGUGUAGUGAAGACACCCACAUAGCAGCAGCUGCUGCCAUCCUGAACCUUUCCACCCGCUGCAGGGAAGCUGCUGAGAUCCUCUCCAACAAACCACAGAGUCUGUCUGCCAAGGGAGCUGAGAUAGAAGUGGAUGAAAAUGGCACAUUGGAUUUAAGCAUGAAAAAAAAUCGAAUCCUGGACAAGGCUGUACCCCUAACUUCCUCCAGCAGUUCCAUUCCAACUCCUUCCUCUUCCCCAUUCAAAACAAGCAGCCUUUUGGUCAAUGCAGCAUUCUAUCAAGCGCUCUGUGACCAAGAGGGCUGGGAUACUCCUAUCAACUAUAGCAAAGCCCAUGGGAAGACAGAGGAGGAGAAAGAGAAGGACACAGUGAACUCUCCAGAAAAUUUAGAGGAAAAAAAGUUUACUGGAGAGGCCUCCAUACCAAGUCCUAAACCCAAGCUCCAUGCAAGAGAUCUCAAAAAAGAACUUAUCACCUGCCCAACCCCAGGGUGUGAUGGAAGUGGUCAUGUGACAGGAAACUAUGCAUCUCAUCGCAGUGUUUCUGGAUGUCCUUUAGCAGAUAAGACUCUAAAAUCUCUCAUGGCUGCUAACUCUCAGGAGCUAAAGUGCCCAACCCCAGGCUGUGAUGGAUCAGGCCAUGUGACCGGAAACUACGCUUCCCACAGAAGCUUGUCUGGCUGCCCUCGUGCCAGGAAAGGUGGUGUCAAAAUGACCCCUACUAAGGAUGAAAAAGAAGACCUUGAACUUAAGUGUCCUGUGAUAGGCUGUGAUAGCCAAGGUCACAUCUCAGGUAAAUACACCUCCCACCGCACGGCUUCCGGUUGUCCCCUGGCUGCCAAGAGACAGAAGGAGACUCCUCUCAAUGGGGCUUCCCUCGCCUGGAAACUCAACAAACAAGAACUGCCCCAUUGCCCCCUGCCUGGCUGUAAUGGCCUGGGACAUGUGAAUAAUGUUUUUGUCACCCACAGAAGCUUAUCUGGAUGUCCUCUAAAUGCACAAGCCAUCAAAAAGGGCAAAGUCUCUGAAGAACUCAUGACCAUCAAGCUCAAAGCGACUGGGGGUAUAGAGAGUGAUGAAGAAAUUAGGCACCUGGAUGAAGAAAUAAAGGAGCUAAAUGAAUCCAAUCUUAAAAUUGAAGCAGAUAUGAUGAAACUUCAGACCCAGAUCACAUCUAUGGAGACCAACUUGAAGACCAUAGAGGAAGAGAAUAAACUUAUUGAACAGAACAAUGAGAGCUUGUUGAAGGAGCUGGCUGGCCUGAGCCAAGCCCUCAUCUCUAGCCUUGCUGACAUCCAACUCCCACAGAUGGGGCCUAUCAGUGAGCAGAAUUUUGAAGCAUAUGUAAAUACACUUACAGACAUGUACAGCAAUCUGGAGCGGGACUAUUCCCCAGAAUGCAAAGCUCUACUGGAAAGUAUCAAACAGGCAGUGAAGGGCAUCCACGUGUAGGAUCAUGACACUACUGGCAACAGAAGUCUCCAACAGCGGUAAUGCCACGUGUGGUAGGGGUUCCUGUACUGCUCAAGCAUGCAGGUUGCUGUACUGCACUUACAAUUGCAACAUUGCACUAAUUUUUCCUCCAGCUGAUAUAAACAGGAAAGAAAAACUAUGAUAGACUAUUUGGGUUCAAAGCAAUGCAGUCGAAUAUUAGAUCUUAUUUAUUUUCAUACAUUUUUCCUUUAUUUCUUCAUUGUACUCUUUGGGGUUUUUUUUGUAAAGCCUAUGUAAAAUACAUGUGACAUUUUAUAUUUUAUUUAUUUCUAAUCAAAGAGUUAUUUAUCUUUUAACUGCAUUGCAAAAUCUACCAUAUUUUUUACAAAUGUGUUUAUUAAUUUAUUUUCCAAUGGAGUUUAAAUAGUAAUGCUAUUCUGAAACCAUAUAUUUUGCUGGGUCUAUGGAGGAAACAAAAAGUGAGGAGGAAAUUUUUGUCUAAGGACUGCGCUAUGGUCUCUAUGAUAUUUGCAUUUUUUUUCUCCCCCUUUCACUGGCUUUCCUAUUUAUAAUGUUUGCUGUGAUGUGAGAAGUGAGGAAGAAGGAACAAGAAGACAAAUUGUGCCCACUAGUGGGAAUCCCACACUCACAAAAAGCACA
This is a messenger RNA of Chrysochloris asiatica (Cape golden mole), 4116 nucleotides long. It is a transcript of the gene ST18, whose product is annotated as suppression of tumorigenicity 18 (breast carcinoma) (zinc finger protein). The record is from RefSeq and is a predicted model, not a curated record. The transcript has 23 exons. Gene Ontology annotation, molecular function: zinc ion binding; DNA-binding transcription factor activity, RNA polymerase II-specific; RNA polymerase II cis-regulatory region sequence-specific DNA binding. Gene Ontology annotation, biological process: regulation of transcription by RNA polymerase II. NCBI's taxonomy places the organism in Eukaryota, Metazoa, Chordata, Mammalia, Afrosoricida, Chrysochloridae. Gene Ontology annotation, cellular component: nucleus. The coding region runs from base 1 to 3474 and encodes 1157 amino acids.